CCACAGAAUCUUAAAAACAAAGAAUAUCAAAGCAAAUAAAUAUAAAUACAUAUGAGGUCAUUGCUGCAACCACUACCAGUUAAUUGUGGGCUAUCUUGACCACCAAGAUGGUGUUUGCAGUCUGCCUUUGGUUCAACCCACCCUGGAGCCUUGUCGGAGCAGGUGCCAGGUCAGCUGCAGGGAGCAAGCAGCUGCAAAGGCCCUCUCCCUUCUUGCCACCCUGAGAAGGAGUCUGCAGCUGGAUCAGGCCAGGGGCCCUCUAGUCCAGCCUCCUGUCCUGUCCUCCCAGUGGCCAGCCAGAUGCCCCCAAGGGAAGCCCCCAGGCAGCGCCCCAGAGCAAGAGCCCCUCCCCUCUGCUUUCCAGCCACUGCCCUUCAGACGCGCGGCUGCCUCUGGCCCGCCCGGCCGAGCCCGGCCAUUGUGGCUGCAGCCCAAGCCGGCCGCCUCCUCCAGGGAUGCCCCGGUCCAGGUGGGCGGCCAUCGCUGCCUCCCGAGGGGGCGAGUUCCGCCGUUUAAGGCUGCGCUGCGCGGAGGAGAAGGACCCUCUCCGAGCUUCCUUGGGAGGGGGCGCAGGCAGGGCUGCCUCCGGGGGCGGCCUCGGGGUCCAGGUAGGUUGGCACGGGAGGAGAAGGGCUUGUUCACUCCGGAUUGGGGUCCAGCCAGGACGGGCGCGUUGCGCAGCUGGGAGAGGAGGGAGGCUUCCGGGACCCUGGAGGGGGGUCCCCCGGCUGCACCCCGAAGGGGUUCCCCCGGCAAAGGGUCCCGUCGCGCUUGCUUGCUGGCAGAGGCGCGGCGGGUGCAGCCCCCGGACAGACCGGGCGGGGUCGUCGUUGCUGCUGCUGCUGCUGCCAUCGCCGCCUCCGCGCGCGCCCUGGUCCUGCGCAGCCUCGCCCGGCCCGGCCAUGCGGAGCCCCGAGCCUCGUCGCCGCGGGCGGGGGCAGCUGCCGGCGGGCAGGCGAGCGAGGGACCGGGCGCGGCCGGGCAUCCGCAGAGCCGCCGCUGGCCAGCCGGACCCCGAGCGCAGCGGCAGGUAAGGCGCGCCGGAGCCGGGAGAGGCGGGCGGGCGGGUGUCACGCUCGCGCUCCCUUCCCCGCCGGGCGCGCGCCUUGCGCUUGGCCGGGCAGCUCAGCUGCAGCCCCGACAGGGAAGGAGGAUGGGCGGGCGGGCGGGCGGGCGGAGCCCGGGAGUCGCGGUCCUGCCCCGGCGCCACGCUCGCGGCAGAAGAGAGGGCCUCUGAGCGUGUGCAGAGGGCCGCCCGCCAGCUGCUGCGCGCUCUGGAAAAACAAAGGGCUGCCGGAAGCGGCCUCGGGCCUUCAGUCCCUUCGGGGGCCAAGAAGUGGCGCAAGGAGGCCUGGCCGGGGGCCGGGUGGCCAGAAAAGGUGGCCCCCACGUUGCCGCUCGCCAAGCCUAGCCCAGAUAGAGUGGCAGGGGAAAAUCUCCUCCGCAACUGCAGGCGCCGCUCUCCGUGAACUGCGCUUCCCCCAUGCAGCUAGGCAGGGCUUAUUCCUCAGCUCGGAACUCGUCCUUCUGCAUGCCAGACAGGUGCCCUUCCCUCCAGACGGAGGGGCAUACCGGGCUGGCCUUGUGCUGCGUCAGAGCGCUGGGCCAUGCAGCUGAGCAUUGUUGACACUGGCUGGCAGAGGCUCUCUCCCAGGUUCCAGGCAGGGCACCUUCCCAGCCCACCUGGAGAUGCCAGCAGAGACCCACUGAGCUGGGGCCCCACGCGGGAAAUGGCCAUAGGGCCAGUCAGAGGCUCAGCUGGUCCACUGCCUCAGUAUUGUCGCCCCAGUGGGAGGCAAGUGAGCAGGACCUGCUGCUGGGAAACUGGGAAUGGUGAGGUGGGGGGAGUCCAGGGACCACAUUCAGGGAUGCUGAAGAGGGAGGCAGGCAGGCUGCCAGAGGAGGGAGCUGUCUGGGGUCAAGGGGAAUCUGAGGCCCAAGGAGGGGGUCUUGCAGGGGUCUCAUCAUUGCCUGCAUGGGGGAGCCUGAUGGUGGCAGCAAAGGGGAGUCUGGUGCAACUCCCCCCCCCCCAGCAGAGCUCCCUGGUUUCCUGCUGACCCUGGGCCCAUCUGGCUCCUUCCUGGUGCCCGCCCUGGUCCUGCGAGCCCCUUCCUUCCGUCUUCCCUGCAGGUGCCCAGCCCACGGAGCCGCCCUGAAUGAUGCCCAGGGGCCGUGCCUGGACCCAGCAGGAGAUCGCCUGCCUCCUGGCGUUCAUCGGAGGCUGCCGGCAGGUGACGCUGCUGAUGGCCUCCACCUCGCGCCCCAACGAGGCCCUCUGGCGAGACAUCUCCCGCCGGCUGGCCUUGGCCGGCUACAGCCGCAACGUGGCCCAGUGCCGCUCCAAGUGGAAGGCCCUUAAGCAGGCCUUCUACUCCGAGUGGGAGACCCGGAGGCAGCAGGGUGGGGGGCGACCCGCCCCACAGGCACCCCCCCACUACAAGACCAUGAAGAGGAUCUGGGAAGCCGCGGGGAGACCUGUCUUCGGAGAGAGGCGCCUGCCAGGUAAGGGAGCCUCCUCUCCCCCCUGCCCCCCUUCCCUAGCCAGCUUUGGGGUGGGCUUCAGGGGAGCCCUGGUCCUCCCUGCACCACCCAGGAUUUGGGGGACGUGAACAGGUACUUUGGCAAAAAGAGGCAGGUGAUGGGAGAGGAGAGGUAAGAGAGCAGCAGCAGAGGCCUCCCUACUCUUGCCCCCCCCCCCGGGUAUUUUUCAGUCAGGAACAGGAAGGAACAAACCGUCUUAGUUUGAGCAGGUGCUGUUACCUGUACAGGUUCAAACAUUUUACCCACAAGAAUGAGGGAGAGUCUCAUUUUAAAAAGAGAGAGAGAGAAAGAGAGAGAGAAAGAGAGAGACCAGAAAUGCCCUGGAUUUGGUGGCCCCAGCCUCAAGCCUUGAAAAUUUCUCUACUUACUGGCCCCAUCUUAAGGUAAUUGGGAAUGCCAGUGCCUGGGUCCUGGGGAAUGGCUUGGCAACACAGGGGUGCACAUGGGGUGUGUGGGGCGUACCCAGGCCUAAUGCUUUUUUAAAAAAAUGGAGAUCGAGAGAAACUGGCAGAGAGAGAGACACAAGCAGAAGAAAAAGGCUGGAAUGGAUCUGGACCUGCGACCUGCCUCUUUCUCUGGAAGCUGUGGUGGGAUGAUUGACUCUAACGCCCAGCAGCAAGGCAGAUCCAUUCCAGCCUUCUUCUUCUGCUUGCAUCUAUCUCUGUCUUGUGGUUCUUCCUCCAUCCAAGCACCACUUGCCACCCCCAGAUCAGUGGGGGUGAGGGGCUGCUUUUGCGGGAGGAGGAGGGGCUAUCCCACCCUCAGCCCCCCAGAUCUGCCCUGCUUCUGCUCAGCUUGGCAUGGGGCUUUUUCUCCUGCUUGGCCUUGUAGACCACUCUUGUUGAAGUUCUUUUGCCUCUUUACCUCUCCCUUGCCCUUUUUUGUUUGCUUGUCAUUCCUCCCCUCCUUCAUUGAAAUAUGCAUUUUUUAAAAAUCCCAGAGUGCCCAUCCUAAUCAAAUGUGCUAGAAUCAUAGAAUCAUAGAGUUGGAAGAGACCACAAGGGCCAUCGAGUCCAACCCCCUGCCAAGCAGGAAACACCAUCAGAGCACCCCUGACAUACAGUUGUCAAGCCUCUGCUUAAAGACCUCCAAAGAGGCCAUCAGUAUGCCGAUGACACCCAACUCUAUCUGUUGAUGGAUGGCCAUCCUGACUCGGCCCCAGACACACUGACCAGAUGUUUGUUGUUGUUUUUUAAAAUAAUAUUUAUUACUUUUAUAAAUUACGAAAAGAGAAGAGAAAAAAAGAAAAGACAGAAAAAAAGACAAAGAAAGAAAGCAAAAAGCAAAAAAAAAAUACAAUACAAUAUAUAGAGAAUACAAAACACAACCUAAACUCAAAACUAAAUACAUUAAAUUAAACUAAACAAACCCCAUUCCCUAACCUUAACCCUAAAUGAAACAAAACAAAAACAAUUUAAAAACAUACAUCAUCUCUUUUCCAUACUCUAUCUUUCAUUCCCUUGUUUCCUCGACCUCCUCUCACCUCCCUUUUUGUGUUCCACUUCUAUUAAUUGUUUCAGCAAAUCCUUUCCAUCUUUCUCCAUUUUCUAUCAUAUUGUAAAUAACAUUUUUUUUAACCUUAUUUUCCAUUAAAUCUAAAAUACUUAUAUAUGCUUAACUCCUUAUAACAUUUCUGCUAAGCCCAUAAAAAAUCACUCCACCAUUUUUCUAUCACUCAUUGAUUUUACCAUAAGUCUAUAUAUAAACUUUAAAUUUUCCAAUCUUCUUCCACCAUCUCCUCUCCCUGGUUUCGGAUUCUGCCAGUCCUUUCCGUCAACUCCAUAAAGUCCAUCAACCUGGUGAUCUUAUGUCCGAGGCUCUUAACUCUUUUCCAGGUCCCAUUUUCUUUAAUGCUAAAGAGCAAAUCGCGGGGAAACUCCAACCUGUCAAUCCUUUUCUUCCUUCUGAACAGAUCAACUAAAUUUCCAUAGUUAAAGCUACAGUCCAUAAAGUAUUUCAGGGCAUAUUUCAAGAUUCCUCCAAGUCCAAAGGCCCCCAAAACUUCAGUCUCCUCCAGGCCCAAGUCCAUGUCCCAAAAGCCAGUUAAUCCCUGCAUAGAGGGAUCUUUCCAACUUUCCUUCUUUAGUCCAAGCCGGGAUCCAUUCCUCAGAGUCUGACUUUUCCUAGAUUCAAUCAUAAAAGGCCUCAACUUAUAGUCCUCAAUUUGCUUCUGUAAGGCCACGGAUCUCACUUGUAUUGUUUUAUGUUCAGCAACAACAGCAUUCUCCUUCUCCUCCACCAUUUGUCCUGACAAAAUGGAUUCCUGUACCAAGUCCCAAAUUAUUUCUGUGUUAGUGUUCGCUUUUUGACUCAAAUUGGUCACUUUCUGUUCCAAAUUAUCAACUUUAAAAGUCAUGUCAUCCAUCUUCUUGUGAAGCUGUCCCAGCGAACAGCUUAUCUUACAUAAAACAGUCACAAUGGCCUUUCCUAUCAACAUUUUUAAAUAGUCCAAGGUCACUCUCUGGUUCUCAGAAUCCUUGUCUGUAACUGGAAAUCCCCCAAUUACAUUCCUGUAACCGUUUCAAAAGCUCGCUCUAGAGGGAAACAGUCUCCACUUGUAUCAGUUCUUCAGGCACAACUCAAGCAUUAAAGAUAAAUUUUCAGUUACUUUUCCUCUUUUUUAAACGCAGAAGAGGACAAUGGAAACAGUAUCUUACUCUUAUUUAGCUAGCUGUCAAAUCCGUCCUGUCAAAUGCACUCUCUCCAAACGUCAUCUGGCAGCCCGUUCCCAGGUUCAGAGCAGUGGUAAUUUGAUUUUUCACUCUCUCCUGCAGGCUCACUAGAUCCAAAUUUCCCCCCUCUUCUCCUGCUUCCAAGGGGGGUUUUGUAUUUUAAAUCGAUGGAAAUUUAAUCCUUUACCAAAAGCUUUCAAAGGCUUUAACUUGUAACGUCUUUGCUUCAGUCUAUUUACAAAAACGGGAGGCGGACUUCCUGUUUAUGACCUUCCCGCUUCAGUGCCGAAUUAAAGAAUUUAAAAAUCCAAUUUUCCGUUUUACUCACAAGUAGUUGUUUAAAAUCCAAUUGUCCACAGGAAAAAGUCAGCGCUCUCCGGCAACAGCGAUGCGGCUUCACUCCGUGAAAGAAGCAGUCGAUUCAAAGCACCGCGCCGCUCACCCCACGUCGCUCCAGAUCCCCAAAACAGGGUUUCCCCGCGAGUAGGGGAGGCGCAAAAGGUGCCAGCCAAAUCCCAGGUUCACAAGCUUCUCCCGCUUGUGAUUUCAAUGGGUCUCCACCUUCACCGUGGCGGUCAGACCCUGUUUUUCACGGAGCAAAUUCCUCCCGAUCGGAGGAACUCCGCCAUUGCCUGGAGGCGCCAACCCGGAAGUCCCACACUGACCAGAUGUUUGGAAGCUGUGGCUGGAUGGUUACGUGGAAGCCGGUUGAAGUUAAAUCCUUCGAAGACAGAGGUCCUCUGGCUGGGACGGGACGAUAUGGGAUUGGGGGGGCAACUCCCAUCUCUUGCGGGGGUGCAAUUAGUGCCAGCACCGUCCGUUAAGAGUUUGGGUGUAAUCUUCGAUACCUCCCCUCUCUAUGGAGGCGCAGAUUACAGCUAUAACAAAGGCGGCAUUUUUUCAUCUCCGCCAAGCUAAGCAGUUGGCUCCUUACCUCUCUCGCCCUGACCUAGCCACUGUGAUCCACGCGACGGUCACCUCCAGACUGGAUUAUUGUAACUCGCUCUACAUGGGGCUGCCCUUGAGACUGACCCAGAAACUCCAGCGGGUGCAUUCAAUGCCGCGGCGAGGCUCCUUAUGGGGUCCUCUCUGCGAGAUCACAUUCAUCCGGUACUAUACCAGCUGCACUGGCUCCCGGUGGAGUACAGGAUCAGGUUUAAGGUGCUGGUUUUAACCUUUAAAGUCCUAUACGGCCUUGGACCCUCGUACCUACGGGACUGCCUCUCCUGGUAUGCCCCACAGAGGAACCUAUGGUCUGCAAAUAAAAACAUCCUGAAGGUCCCAGGCCACAGAGAGGUUAGGCUGGCCUCAACUAGAGCCAGGGCUUUCUCGGCUGCGGCUCCAAUCUGGUGGAACGCUCUGUCACAAGAGACUAGGGCCCUGCGGGACCUGACAUCUUUCCGCAAGGCCUGCAAGACAGAGUUGUUCCACCAGGCCUUUGGUCAGGGCCCAGCCUGACUCCCUCCUCUGGCAACCUGCACAGAACUUUGCUUAACGGUUGCCAUUAAUUUGAUUUUAAUUAAUUUUUAUAAUGAAAUGUUCUUAGAAUGCUGGAUUAUUUGAUUGUUUGAUUAUUUGAUUGUUGUUAGCCGCCCUGAGCCCGGCUUCAGCUGGGGAGGGCGGGAUAUAAAUAAUUUUAUUAUUAUUAUUAUUAUUAUUAUUAUUAUUAUUAUUAUCACCCCUUAACCUCCUCUUCUCCAGGCUAAACAUGCCCAGCUCCCUUAGCUGUUCCUCAUAAGGCACCGUUUCCAGGCCUUUGACCAUUUUGGUUGCCCUCCUCUGGACACGUUCCAGUUGGUCAGUGUCCUUCUUGAACUGUGGUGCCCAGAACUGGACACAGUACUCCAGGUGAGGUCUGACCAGAGCAGAAUACAGUGGCACUAUUACUUCCCUUGAUCUAGAUGCUAUACUCCUAUUGAUGCAGCCCAGAAUUGCAUUGGCUUUUUUAGCUGCCACGUCACACUGUUGGCUCAUGUCCAGUUUGUGGUCAACCAAGACUCCUAGAUCCUUUUCACAUGUACUGCUCUCAAGCCAGGUCUCACCCAUCUUGUAUUUGUGCUGCUCUCAUCUGCUUGUCAACUGCUGUCCUGCUUGGUUACCUGGUUACCUGUAGUCCAUUGUGUUGGACUUCAGCUCCCAUCAGCUCUGGGCAGCACAGCUCUGCUGCCGCCAGCAUCCUAUGGCCAUGCAGGCUGUGCCUGAUGGGAGUUGUAGUCCAAACCAAUGGGAGGACAUAGGAGGACACCAGGUUGCCAAUGGCUGUCCCAUGAGAUUUGCCUUACAAGUCCAUUUUCCUUCCAGAUCUAGGGAAGCUGCCUCCCCACGAGGACGGGGGCGAUCCAGAGGCCAAGCCGUCUCUGUCCUUGCCACAAGAGAUGGCAGGCAGCAAAACCCAGGAUCUGUGCGGUGGGAGACGGUUGACUUGCUCAGCUUCUGCGUGUCAGGCUGCUGGUAGGUGUGUAGCUGAAAGCAGGGAGGGGAGAACCCACCAAGGCUUCUCCCAAGGCAGCAGAAUCUGCUCCUCUGUUGGAGAGGCAGUGACGGCCACCAAUCUGAAUGGCUGUAAAAGACGAUGAGACAAACUCGAGGAGGAGGAGAGGGAGAUUAGUGGCUACUAAGCCGUGUUGGCUCUGCUCUGCCUCCAUGGUCAGAGGCUGCAAUGCUUCUGAAUACAGUGGUCGCUUGGUUCUCAAACUGAAUCUGUCCCGGAAGUCCAUUCCAAAACCAAAGCGUUCCAAAACCAAGGCUCGCUUUCCCAUAGAAAGUCAUGCAAAAUGGAUCAAUCCGUUCCAAACUUUUAAAAGCAACCCCUAAAACAGCAAUUUAACAUGAAUUUUACUAUCUCACGAGACCAUUGAUCCAUAAAAUGAAAGCAACAAACUGCAGUCACAAAAUCAAUCAAUCAAUCAAUUGGUAGCUGAACUGGGUUCCACACAGCCAUAAAAACAAAAAAAAAGCCACAAAAACAAAAAUGCAAAAUAAAUAGCAAAAACAGACAGACCUCAGCAUAACACUCAAAACGGAAGUGUGGCACUCAAAUCAGAAGCAUAACACUCAAAACGGAGCACGUUCAACUUCCAAAAAAAGUUUGCAAACUGGAACACUUACUUCUGGGUUUGCAGUGUUUGGGUUCCAAGUUGUUUGAGAACCAAGGGACCACUGUACCAUUUCCUGGAAACCACAGGGAGGUUCGCUCUUUUGCUCGGGUCCUGAUUUUGGGUUUCCCAGUGGGGCAGCUGGUUGCUGGACUAGAUGGGCCCCUGGCCUGACCCAGCAGACUCUUCUUCGGCUCUUAAGGAGAGAAGGGUUGCCUGCAGGAGUUGAAUCACGAGCCCUUUGCCGAAUCUUGCAGAUUCCCCCUUGGCCUGCGAGGGCUCCUUGAGGCCCUUGCCAGGGAGCCCGGACCAGCCAGCCUGCACUGCAGAGAAGGACUCGCCUGAGACUGCAAGAGAGGAACAGGCGGCAGCGGACGAUGGGCAGCCCUCUGGGCCAGACAGUCAAGGUGAGGGUCACUUCUUUGGAUUGAGUGCUCCAAAAACAGGUGGGGUUGAAAGCACCCCAACACCACUGAACAACACUUUUGUGUUCGUCUUCUGCAACUCCACAUUCUCCCAAUAUCCCAAGAUUGUGGCAAGGUGUGAUUUGACAUGUGGCAUUUCAGGCCCAUCUAGGGAAAAGUUUAUGUUGUUGUUUUUACAGAUUUUGGGGUCCUAUUGGUGGGAAUGAGAAAAAUGAAGAAGCCAUGUACACAAACUGCCUGGGGCCCAAGUGACCCCACAAACAACUGCUGCAGUUCCUUAUUUACUUUUCACGUCUGCAGAUGCUCAGCUCAGAACCUCUUCUUUCUGUUUCUUCCGAGAAGAGAAUGCAUUCAUAUAAAGCAAUUUGCUCGCCUUCCCUGAUGUGCAUUUACAAAUGGCAUAGGACCCCCCCCCCCCCGGCUUACAAAUCUGCUUCUGAAAUCUACAGAAAAGGUGUCCGUUCUCUCUGGAGAGGUCCCUCUUGGGUGGUGUCUCUGCCCUGGCCCCCUGGCCCCCUGACCCUCCUUGCUCCCGCCUCCUCUCUCCCCUCGCAGGGCCUGGCAUCGUCAAUCUCCUGCAGAGCAUGCAGCAGAUCCUGGUGCAGAUCCUGCGCACGUCGCGGCAGCAGCAGCUCCUCCUGGAAAGCCUGGCCAGCGACACCGUCUCCCACCUGCACGUCAUCUCGGACAACCUGGUGCAGGUGGGCGAGACUCUGCACGAGUUGCUGCUCCACAGCCACGCGCACUCGGCCGAUCCGUACGGCAUCCGCACCCCUCUCCACGGGGGCCCAUCCCAGCCCUGUUCCCCAGGGGCCCCACCCGCCUCUCCCCUUCUCAAGGAAGAAGCUUGGCUGCUACCUGCCGCCGGCUUCCGACCUCACGGCUCGGCCCCACCCUGAGCCACCUCCCUCUCCCAGGUUUUUGAGACUCCAUCCGAGUUGGGCAGGGGCAGCACAAGGGACUCCAUUUGCCCCUCUGUGCUGAGGGGGGGGGGCAUUUUCCAAGGUCAGUGUUUGUAUCCUUACAGAAAAGCCUCCAGACUUUUGUAAAAUUUUAUUUUUUCAAUAAAAUUUGAAAAUGAGGAAAUGUAUUAUGCCCCUUUCCUGUGCAGAAACCUCAGAGCGGUGUUCAGAAAUGGAGGGCUGAGAAUAUCCUGGCAUGUUUGGGAGGGACAUGCUAGUCUACUCUUCUCCUUGACAUCCUAGCUUUCAACGUGCAGGGAUUUAUUUAUUUACAGUGGAACCUUGGGUUGCGGACGUAAUCCGUGAGGGAGGCACGUCCGCAACCCGCAGCGUUCGUAACCUGCAGCACCGUGUCUGCGCAUGCACGUGACGUGAUUUAGCGCUUCAGCGCAUGCAUGAGUGGCAAAACCCGGAAGUAACCCUUUCCGGUACUUCCGGGUUUCCCAUGGUCCGCAACCUGAAAACAUGUAACCCGAAGCGUUUGUAACCCGAGGUACCACUGUAUUGCUUUUACUUCACUUUUAUAAGCUUUUGCCUAGAGUCUGAAGUGGUGUGACACAGGCUUAUUCCACAGGAGAACCAGAACCAUUUCUGAUUGCUGCAAAAUUAUAAGCCUUGAAGGAGAUAAAAGGCAGAUAGCAUCCCCCAAGGGGGAAGAAACCCUCCGUCCAUUAGGACUCAUGACUCUGGGUCUUUCUGGUGGCACUGAAGGGCCAAGGGCUGUGUGCGCUUGCCCCCCAGCCCCCCAGCGUGGGGAGGGAAUAUCUUGCCCCAUUCAUUUCCAGUUUGCAGCACCAACAAGCUGAGCUGACUGUUUCAGGCGGGGGUGUGUGUGUGUGUGCGUGUGUGUGUGUCCCCUCCUCCCCUUCCACCCGAAAAGCACCUCUUUACAGAUCAGAAACCACAGCUGGGCUAUAAAAUACCGGGAAGAGUUGAGAUGAGUUUCUAGUUGAAAUUAAUAAUCCUAAUGAGUAAUAUUAGGAUUAGUUGUUGAUUAGGAUUAGGGUUAGGAUUAGCAUGUGUUGUUAAUAAUGCCUGUUUGUAGAAUCUCAAAAUUGUAGUUUGGGGAAGGACUCAACGGCCCAUUUAGUUCGACCUCUGCAAUGCAAGAAUUGCUGCUAAAAUGCAGGAAUUGCAGCUAAAAUGCAGGAAUCGCAUCUAAAAUGCAGGAAUCGCAGCUGUUCAGUGCCUUGCAGUCCCUCUCUCACAUGCCUGGAGGUAAGCUGUCCUGAAAUAGGUCAGGUGUGUGUGUGCCUGAGUGGCUCCUGGCAAAACAGCUGCCCCCUCUGCUCCCUGAAGUGCCACUAUAUGUGUGAGGGGAGGGCGUUUUGCCCAACUGAUGCAGAGUUUCUGCAGGCUUCGCAGUCCUCAUCCCGGCUGCUGCAACAGGCACAAAGAAAGCACCCAGUGCUGGAUCACAUCCUCCAGGUACGGGGCGCUCCAGGUCCAAGCCCAGUGACAAAGCCCU
Molecule: messenger RNA, 11163 nt
Organism: Podarcis lilfordi (Lilford's wall lizard)
Lineage: Eukaryota; Metazoa; Chordata; Lepidosauria; Squamata; Lacertidae
Source: the annotation of a GenBank genome assembly